This is a messenger RNA of Vanessa tameamea, 877 nucleotides long. It is a transcript of the gene eIF1, whose product is annotated as eukaryotic translation initiation factor eIF1. Gene Ontology annotation, cellular component: eukaryotic 43S preinitiation complex. Gene Ontology annotation, molecular function: ribosomal small subunit binding; RNA binding; translation initiation factor activity. The coding region runs from base 186 to 518 and encodes 110 amino acids. The transcript has a single exon. NCBI's taxonomy places the organism in Eukaryota, Metazoa, Arthropoda, Insecta, Lepidoptera, Nymphalidae. Gene Ontology annotation, biological process: translational initiation. The record is from RefSeq and is a predicted model, not a curated record.
CCGCGUGACAAUCUCAUUUUUUGGUCCAGUCGCCAUAUCAUCCGCCAUUACAUUUUGGAGUUUGCGUAAAUUGGUCGUUGCAUUGUCAGCGCGUCUAACCACAAAGACUUAUCAGUGACAUUUAUAGUGUUCGUGCGUCGUAUCGCAGCGUUUCGUUACAACAAAGAGUAGAGACGUUCAAUCGUAUGUCCAUCCAGAAUCUCAACACAUUCGACCCAUUCGCCGAUGCUAUCAAAAGCUCGGAAGACGACGUACAAGAUGGAUUAGUCCACGUCCGAAUCCAGCAACGGAACGGGCGUAAGACGCUAACAACGGUGCAAGGCCUCUCGUCAGAAUAUGACCUGAAAAAGAUCGUGCGGGCAUGCAAGAAGGAGUUCGCGUGCAACGGAACGGUCGUGGAGCACCCGGAGUACGGCGAGGUGCUGCAGUUGCAAGGCGACCAACGCGAGAACAUUUGUCAGUGGCUCACCAAAUCGGGACUCGUGAAGCCCGAGCAACUCAAAGUGCACGGCUUCUAAGCCGCAUCACCGACACGUAACAUGUCCAUCGCCGUGACAUCAUCAUAGUUCUUCUAAUAUUAUGAGAGCGUGCGCGUUAUAACCCUAUCGAAUAUGUAUUUAGAAAGUACCGACGUUUACAGAGACCAUUGGAUUGAGGCCAUACGGCCUCUCGCGCCCUGUGCCUUGCUGUCUCCCUUAACUUAAUGUAUCAUAAAUGUAAUUUUGAAUAUCGACGCCGUCUCUAACUCGGACAGCCUUAGUUGCAAUCAACGCCGAACGAAAUAGUCAAUAAUCAUUUUUGUUUUUUACGACAUUAUUAUAAAUUGCUGUAAUAAUAAUAAUAUGGUGUGUCUCAAUUAUUAAAACAUGUUUUUGUA